CUGAGAGCGGCAGUCUGCUCUGAUUCUCCGAGAACCAUGGGAUGGUUUAACUGGUCAAGCUCCGGAAAGUCGACUGAGGAGUCUAACCCCCCGCUGCGGCAAGACCGUCAAAAAUGCUGGGAGACGAGGGACGCUUACUUCGAUUGUCUUGACCGUGCUGGAGUCAUAAAAGCGGGUGAUGAAGGCAACAAAUGCGCGGCUGAGAACGCUGCGUAUCAGGAGAACUGUGCGAAGAGCUGGAUUGAUUAUUUCAACAAGCGGAGGGUACUUGCAGAACAACAAAAGGGGCUCCUGACGACGGCGAAUGUGCAAGCGCAAGAUGCAAAGCGGAGAUGACGAUGUUCGCUACGUGCUAUGUCAAUCCAGACAUUGCAGCAAUCUAUAACCGGAACCACUACAUUUGUGUUCUAUCGAGGGUUCAUUCGAAAUUACCCUUAUGUCACAUUUGUAGCGAGAUAUCCUUUUCAUCGACUUCCGCGUUCUAACGGAAGUUGAACAAUCGAGGAGGGACCAAAUGCUCGCCUUGUUGGCAAGGACCCGUCAUGACAGUUUCUGCUGCAUGUGGUACAAUUCCUUACCUCGUUCAGCUAAACGCUGCUUCUUUAGUUCUCUGUAUAGUUGCAUCUUGAUCUAUGAUAUCUGAAGGCGCUGUCGUUUCUCC
This is a messenger RNA of Gloeophyllum trabeum ATCC 11539, 661 nucleotides long. RefSeq lists its product as uncharacterized. The transcript has 3 exons. The coding region runs from base 37 to 336 and encodes 99 amino acids. Gene Ontology annotation, cellular component: mitochondrion; respiratory chain complex IV. The record is from RefSeq and is a predicted model, not a curated record. NCBI's taxonomy places the organism in Eukaryota, Fungi, Basidiomycota, Agaricomycetes, Gloeophyllales, Gloeophyllaceae.